Molecule: messenger RNA, 1184 nt
Organism: Contarinia nasturtii (swede midge)
Lineage: Eukaryota; Metazoa; Arthropoda; Insecta; Diptera; Cecidomyiidae
Product: cysteine dioxygenase type 1
Exons: 5
Coding region: 157-918 (253 amino acids)
Biological process (GO): L-cysteine catabolic process
Molecular function (GO): ferrous iron binding; cysteine dioxygenase activity
Source: RefSeq, a predicted model, not a curated record
GAAUCGAUUUGCUUCGUCUUUUUUCCUUCUUCAGCGGCGGUUGUUGCUGUUGCUGCUGUUGUUGCGGCUCGUGAUCGAUGCAAAAAGUGGCCGUGCCUCAUUUUAAAUAAUUUAAAAAAAAGACAAAGAAAGGAACGGAAAAAAUAAAUUGUGAAAAUGAUGCAGGAAGUUAGCGAAAACGGAAACAACACAGAACAAUACCUUCGUGAAUUGACCAAGUCUUUUACUGGUUUAGAGAAACCAUUAAAAAAUGCCAAAUCACCAGCUACAUUGGACGAACUCAUUGCCGAACUACACGAAGUUUUCAAAUCAGAUCGAGUCAACAUUGAAUAUGUUAACCAUUUGAUGCUUAGCUACCGAUCCAAUCCAAUCGAAUGGAAAAAAUUCGCUAAAUUCGAUCGUUACAGAUAUACACGAAAUUUGGUUGAUGCAGGCAAUGGUAAAUUUAAUUUGAUGAUCAUAUGUUGGGGUGAAGGACAUGCAUCGGCCAUUCAUGAUCAUGCUGAUUCGCAUUGUUUUAUGAAAAUGUUACAGGGUGAAUUGCGUGAAAUUCGCUAUGCAUGGCCAAAUAAUGAAAUUGGCAAUAAUAUAGAAAUUAACACGUCAGCCGAUAUUUCGAGUAAAAUUGGAGACGAUUGCAACAAUGAAUACAAUGGCAGCGAACUACAAGAACUAUCUCGAGCUAUUAUGGAAACCAAUAGUGUUCACUAUAUAAAUGACACACUUGGAUUACAUCGCGUUGAAAAUCCCAGUCAUACGGACGGUGCUGUUUCAUUGCAUUUAUAUUGUCCACCAUACGAUGCGUGUUCAAUAUUUAAUCAAAAAACUGGAAAAAAGACUAGAUGUACGGUUGAAUUUUAUAGCAAAUACGGUCAACGACGAUUCAAGGACUCUGUCAUAACUGCUGAAGAUAAAUGAAUUUAUUAUUCAUCAUUUUUUUAACUCGAUGAACAUUCAUUGAUUGACGUAUUUUAUGGCUGAUAUGAUAAAAAGAAAAAAACCGAGGAGAAAAUAAAACAAAAGCAACCUUAUAAAUUUAUACGAUUUGGUUAAACUGAAUCAAAGUUAACCAAUCAUCCAGUGAAUGAUUUUUUUUAUGUUGUGCGUGUGUUUAUACGAUUAACUUGUUUGUCGAAUACUUGAAAUGAAAAAUGAAUAAACGCUUAGACUACAUUUAAAAUGAA